This is a messenger RNA of Jaculus jaculus (lesser Egyptian jerboa), 1162 nucleotides long. RefSeq names its product endoplasmic reticulum protein 29 (gene Erp29). The coding region runs from base 85 to 855 and encodes 256 amino acids. Gene Ontology annotation, biological process: protein secretion. The transcript has 3 exons. Lineage: Eukaryota; Metazoa; Chordata; Mammalia; Rodentia; Dipodidae. Gene Ontology annotation, cellular component: endoplasmic reticulum lumen; endoplasmic reticulum. The record is from RefSeq and is a predicted model, not a curated record.
GCGAGGGCCGCCCCGUCACGUGACUGCUGAUUCAGAGCGUGUGGCGAGUGCUUGGUCGUCUCCCGCUUCCUGGAUUCUGGCGUCAUGGCUGCCGCCCUUUCCCUCUCUCCACUGCUUCCCCUUCUGGGUCUCCUGCUCCUCUCCGCUCCGCACGGCGGCAACGGCCUGCACACCAAGGGCGCCCUUCCCCUGGACACCGUCACUUUCUACAAGGUCAUUCCUAAAAGCAAGUUCGUCUUGGUGAAGUUCGACACCCAGUACCCCUACGGUGAGAAGCAGGAUGAGUUCAAGCGUCUGGCUGAAAACUCGGCCUCCAGCGAUGAUCUCUUGGUGGCAGAGGUGGGGAUCUCAGAUUAUGGUGACAAGCUGAACAUGGAGCUGAGUGAGAAGUACAAGCUAGACAAAGAGAACUACCCAGUCUUCUACCUCUUCCGGGAUGGGGACUUUGAGAACCCAGUCCCAUACAGUGGGGAGGUUAAGGUGGGAGCCAUCCAGCGCUGGCUAAAGGGGCAUGGAGUCUACCUGGGUAUGCCUGGUUGCCUUCCUGUGUAUGAUGCCCUGGCAGGAGAGUUUAUCAGGGCCUCUAGCAUGGAGGCCCGCCAUGCCCUUCUGAAACAGGGGCAAGACAACCUCUCACAUGUGAAGGAGACUGAGAAGAAGUGGGCAGAGCAAUACCUGAAGAUCAUGGGGAAGAUCUUGGAUCAGGGUGAGGACUUCCCAGCAUCAGAGAUGAGCCGGCUCACCAAACUGAUAGAAAAGAACAAGAUGAGUGAUGGGAAGAAGGAGGGGCUCCAGAAGAGCUUGAACAUCCUCACUGCCUUCCAGAAGAAGGGGGCUGAGAAGGAGGAGCUGUGAAAACUCUGGGGUCUCCUGGGGUGGGGAGAGGAGAAUUUGCCUGUUGGCUGUGAGGAUCUUUGUGAGAUAAAAGGUGAUGGACAAAGUGGCAUCAAACCAGAAACCUGAGCCCUGUGAAUGCCUGGACAUUGUUGCUGAUGCCCCCAUGCUUAGGCAUCUCGAGCUAGUGGGGAGAGCUUGAGUGCUUCUUUACACAGCUAGGGAAAUACCGCCUCAGAAGGAAUUGGUGCUAUAAAGAGGAAGGUACUGCCCAGGUCCUUGACAAGUAUAAUUCUGAACUAAUAAAAGUGUCAGUGUUUUGAUUAAA